UGCUUAGGAAUAUGUAGUCAAACAUUAUUUAUAUUCAUUUUAAUUAUUUCGAAAAAUAAUUAUUUUUGAUUUUCUUUUAUCAUCCAUGAUUCGAUGUUGUAAACUUAAUUUUAUAGGUUGGGUCCAUGAUGUUGCAACUGUGUCAGAAUCGUAGGUACACAGUACUUUUUGCUCAAUAUAAAAAAAAAAAGCCUCAGUGUUUUUUAGUUAUGAAUUUAUGUUUGUAGUUGGUGAGUUUAAUUCGUGUAGUCUAAUGUAUGAUUAUAUUUUAUUAUCAUACUAGUGUAAUAAUAAACGUGGCCUAUAUCAUGAGUUUUGGGGAAGUUAUUCUACGAAAAUACGGUUGGACUCGAGGGUGGUGAGCGCCAUGCAUGAAGAUCGAUGGUAUUUCACUAAAGAACAGCUGGAGAAUUCACCCAGCAAACGGUUUGGUCUCGAUGCUGACAAAGAGCUGUCAUAUCGGCAGAUUGCUGCAAAUCUAAUUCAAGAAAUGGGUCAAAGGCUGCACACCACCCAGUUAUGUAUAAAUACUGCAAUUGUGUAUAUGCAUCGUUUUUACAUGUAUCAUCCUUUUACACUUUUUCACCGAAAUUCUAUGGCAACUGCUUGUUUAUUUCUUGCUGCUAAAAAUGAAGAACAACCUCGAAAAUUAGAACAUGUUCUAAAGGUUUCCAUUAUGUGCUUGAAUAAACAUCAAGGACAAAGUGUUCAUCAAAUUGAUACAAAAUCUGAAGUUUAUUUAGAACAAGUUCAAGACUUAUUAAAAAAUGAAGAGACAUUGUUAAAAACUUUAGGUUUUGAAACUGCUAUAGAUCAUCCUCACACUCAUAUAGUAAGAUGUUGUCAUCUUGUUAGGGCUAGUAAAGAUCUUGCUCAAACUGCUUAUUUUAUGGCUUCAAAUAGUUUACAUUUGACUACAAUGUGUGUCCAGUAUAAGCCAACAAUUGUAGCAUGUUUCUGUAUACACUUGGCUUGUAAGUGGUCUAAAUGGGAACUAAAAGAUAGUAUGGAAGGAAAACCAUGGUUUUGGUAUGUAGAUCAGGCAGUAACUACAGAAUUACUAGAGCAAUUAACCACGGAAUUUUUAUCUAUAUUUGACAAGUGUCCAUCACGUUUAAAGAAACGGCUAAUGGCUACAAAUAAUAUGGAUAAAAAUGGAGCUUUAGCUAAUUACUGUUCAACACAACAAAUGCAAUCGCCUGUACCACAGCUACCUUCCAACUAUCGACAUCAGAGCCAAUCACGAAUGUUAAAUAAUAGACCUGUACCGUCCAAACCUCCAGUUGUUUUUCAACCUCCAACUAGAACUAAUGGUGUACCAGCAGAUCAUAAAUUUGUUAUGCCAGCUAGGCCUGUUCUUAAAGAACAAUCUGCAGCACCAUCUAUUCCAAACAACAUGGUUGUUUCAAUUAAACCUAAAAUUGAAGUACCAUCAAUUCCAAGUAAUAUUAAAAUUGAACCUCUCCUUCCACAGCAAAGGCAAAUUCCUUAUAAGUUUGUACCAAAGCCUCUUGAACCAGUGGUAGUUAAACAAGAGGCGGUUAUUAAAACCGAAUCUUCACGAAAUCCUUACUUUGUUAGUCGAGAUAAUCAUUCUGAAGUUAUAUCAAGUGUGCUCAAAGAAAUGACUAAGCAAAAUGAUUUAAAUAUUUUAUCUGUGAUCAAAUCUCCAAGAGAAUCUCCACUAAAGGUAAAAAAACCAUCAAUAUUUAGUCCAGUUCCAGAAGAUGAACCCCAAGAUAUUAAACCUCAUGUUCCUGUUUCUGAAACAGAAGCAGUUAUAAAGCCUGAACCAGGAAGUCCUGGUCUUCAAGAACUAGAGCCUAAAUUUGACCCUGAGCUUAUGCUUAAUCCGGUUUGUCCUACUGGAGUAGAAGAAAUUGAUGGUGAACAAUCUAGUUUAAAUACUCAUAAAAAAAAGAAAAAGAAACAUAAAGAAGAAAAACGGGAGAAAAAGAAACACAAAAAAGAAAAAAAACAUAAGGAUGGGGAUCAUCAUAAACACAAACAUAAAGAUAAGCAUAAAGAUCCGGAACCAAUUAGAAUUACAAUUCCGAAAGAAAAAAUAAAGCAAAUUCCACCUGUUGUGAUAACUACACCUCAUUCACCUCCUAGAGGAAUUAAAUUGAAAAUUGCAAAAGAACGAAUAGGAGGCAGUGGUUCAAGUUCUGGUAGUAGUCUUCGUAUUAAAAUUAGUAAAGAAGAUAGAGGAGUUAAAAGAGAACAUAGUCCUGCGGAAUUGACAACUAAAAAAAAUCGAAAGGAACAAAGAGAUUCUGAUUCUGGUAUUGGUCACAGUCAGAGUUAGUAUUUACUAUUUGUAAACCAAAGUCGAAACAAUUCUGUAUUAAUUUUUUUUUUUUAAUGACAAUCUAAAAUUAACAAUAAUUAUUUUAAUUUGUGUAGGUGUUCUGUUUUUAAUUUUAAAGCUUGAAAGUGUUAAUUUCAAAUAUUGAACAAACCUUAUUAAAAUAAAUUAUGAAAUUCAGUAAAAAUAUUAAGUAGUGAAAUUGUUUCGAUCACGGUAUGUGUCGAUGUGCAAUAUAAUGCUCUUCCCGACACUUUUGUUUUUGUUUUGUUGUUAACAAUUUAAGUGCCUUUCUUUUGUUUUAUUAUUAUUAUUUUUAUAGACAUAAGAAGUUUAUUAUUAUUCACUAAACGAGUAAACCUCCUAGUAUAUACUCGUACACAUAAAUAUUAUUAAUAGCUGAGCAUUAUCAUCCCAUAAAAUGAAGCUAUGUAAUAUAAUAUUGAUUUUGUGAUAAUGGCAGUUGUGCCUCAUACCUAUUUGUACCAUUGUAAAUAUUGUAAUGUCGACUGAGUUAAUAAUCAUAAAAA
Molecule: messenger RNA, 2838 nt
Organism: Daktulosphaira vitifoliae (grape phylloxera)
Lineage: Eukaryota; Metazoa; Arthropoda; Insecta; Hemiptera; Phylloxeridae
Gene: CycT
Product: cyclin-T1
Exons: 2
Coding region: 368-2308 (646 amino acids)
Biological process (GO): positive regulation of DNA-templated transcription, elongation; regulation of transcription by RNA polymerase II
Cellular component (GO): nucleus; cyclin/CDK positive transcription elongation factor complex
Molecular function (GO): cyclin-dependent protein serine/threonine kinase activator activity
Source: RefSeq, a predicted model, not a curated record